Exophiala spinifera is the source of this 2007-nucleotide messenger RNA. RefSeq lists its product as uncharacterized. The coding region runs from base 1 to 2007 and encodes 668 amino acids. Lineage: Eukaryota; Fungi; Ascomycota; Eurotiomycetes; Chaetothyriales; Herpotrichiellaceae. The transcript has a single exon. The record is from RefSeq and is a predicted model, not a curated record.
AUGGCCUUUGCAUAUUCAGACCUUGAGGCUGGCUUCGUCCGGCUAUUUCAAAUCCUUCCAGGCGCAAAUGAAAGCGAGCUUUCUCUCAAAUUGGUGCAUAAGCCGCUGCAAACGGAUCAAGCCUCGCAGCCGGGUGGAGAAAAGGCAGAGUAUCAUGCUUUAUCGUAUACGUGGGGCCCGGAAACUCCAAAGUUUCAUAUCUCAGUCAAUGGUGCAUCUUUCGAGAUCCGCAAGAAUCUCUGGGAUUUUCUCUGGCGCUUGAGAUGGAGGGAGCGCCUGGCAGGGCGAGGACAAGGAAAUUGGUUUUGGGCCGAUGCGAUAUGUAUCAAUCAGCAAAGGACGACGGAAAGAACGCAACAAGUUGCCAUCAUGGGCACAAUCUACUCUUCGGCAUGGACUGUUCUUGCGUGGUUAGGCGAAGCCGCAGAUCACAGCGAUAUCGCGCUGGACCCAGACAUGAUAGUUGGAGUCCUGUCUUCUGGAGACUUUUCGUCCGAAAGCAGCCAAUUAAGGAGUGCACAAUACCAGCUUCCCAUGUGGCAAGCCUUGGUCGCAAUCACUCGCCGGCCGUAUUGGCGCAGAGCUUGGGUCAUGCAAGAGGUUGCGCUGGCACAAGGUCUCAUUUAUGUGAUGUGUGGGGAGGAAUCUGUCCCGUACAGUCGGCUUGCAGGGUCACUCAGAUCGGCGACGUUGCCUCUGCUGUGCGAUGACAUUUUUACUUUGCCUCCUGAUCCGGAAGCAGAUCAGGAAUCUGCCAUACAGAAGAUACGGCACAUUACACAGGAGCUUGCGGAAUUCGAGCCACCUCACUACAAGCACGAGCCUGAUCUUAUGCAAGGCGCACAUGGCAGCAAAAUGCGCUUGUUUGACCUCCUACUCGACUAUGCUCACAAAGAGUGUAGUGAGCCUCGAGACAAGAUCUUCUCCCUAUUGGCCAUGGCGGCUGACACAAGAGAGGGAGGCCAUCCGGUGAGAGUCGACUAUUCGAAGAGCGUUGAAGAGCUUUUUUUCCAAGUUCUCGCGUUCUGCAGAACCCCAACCCAUGAAGCCUGGGGGACUUCGUUCGCCACAUUUGGCUAUACCCUAUUUCGAAGCCUCGGGUUGUCAAUGCCUGGUCUGUUACAAUACCUUCGGACACGAGAGAGCAGCAGAGCUGCAAGUUCGUCGGCACAAGAGUCCACGUUUCAAUCUCAGCUGCCAGUAUACUUCAAGUCAAUAGGCACCGCUCGAAAUCCGACCAUGAUCGAUGUUCCAGAGCAGAACUUAAUUCCUGGUGCAAGCUCGUUACCGAUCAUCGUGUUUGAAAUCGUGCCGAACAUUCGUGAUCCAAUGUUGCAAACAGAGACGCGGUCUCGCGGCUUCUCGAUUCUCCCCUGUCAAGACGGCGACCGCGUGUAUCAAGGGCUCGAUACUGACACUUCACUGAUCAUAAGAACGAUUGAGCACAUGAAUGUCUUGAUUGGUUGGGCGUUGGUGCUGCCGGACUCAGAAUGGCUACCCAAGACAUCGGACCUAGCAAGGCUUGGUGUCCUGUUGGAUCACGAUGAACGUCUAACAGGGCAAGAAAUCGAUCCAACUGAUGCCGAGAUUUUCAUGCUCAUGGGCGAGCCGCGAUACGCAAUACAAAUCCCCCUCCCAGUGGCGCUGUGCGUGAUUGCCGGCUGUCUCAAGCCUUACAAGAAAGUGGGAGGAAGGACAUUUCCGCGUCACGACCCUGGAGUGGAAGCGCGUAGAUCAAUAAGAGAGCAAGGUGAUCAGGAAUGCAGCCAAAGCAGUGGCUCUUUGCCGGUUGCAGGAAGCCCAUCCACAGACCGGCUUGGGCAGGCACACAGCCAGAGCGGUAGUCACCCAGGGCAGCCACUUUCAAGUUCUCCGUCAGACUCUGAUGUCGAAGAACCUCCUCGAGGACGAGAUUCUGCAAUCGAGCAGCGUCCUCGAGUGCCAAUUGAUCUAGAAACACACCCCGCCACAAAUCUAGCCAAAAGGCUUCUUCGGUGGUGGGAGUGA